This is a messenger RNA of Orycteropus afer afer, 1371 nucleotides long. It is a transcript of the gene FEZ2, whose product is annotated as fasciculation and elongation protein zeta 2. The transcript is spliced from 10 exons. Bases 1 to 1371 code for a protein of 456 amino acids. The record is from RefSeq and is a predicted model, not a curated record. NCBI's taxonomy places the organism in Eukaryota, Metazoa, Chordata, Mammalia, Tubulidentata, Orycteropodidae. Gene Ontology annotation, cellular component: axon; cytoplasm.
AUGGCGGCGGACGGGGACUGGCAGGAUUUCUAUGAGUUUCAGGAGCCGGCCCAGAGCCUCCAGGACCAGGAGAACUGUAACGCAAGCCUCGAAGCCGGAGCUGGGGCGUGCGGGGGAGGCGACAGCUUCCCGGCGCUGGCCUGCAGUUUGGAAGAGAAGCUGAGCCUGUGUUUCCGCCCCUCGGGCGCGGGCCCCGAGCCCCCGCGGGCGGCCGUGCGGCCCAUCACGGAGCGUAGCCUCCUACAGGGGGACGAGAUUUGGAAUGCCCUGACAGAUAAUUAUGGAAAUGUAAUGCCUGUGGACUGGAAAUCAUCCCAUACCAGGACUUUGCACUUACUUACUCUGAACCUCUCAGAAAAAGGGAUCAGUGACACUUUGUUCUUUGAUACAUCAGAUGAUGAGGAACUUCGAGAGCAGCUGGAUAUGCACUCAAUCAUUGUCUCCUGUGUCAGUGAGGAGCCCCUCUUCACUGCAGAUCAGGUUAUUGAAGAAAUUGAAGAAAUGAUGCAGGAAUCCCCAGACCCAGAAGAUGAAGAAACCCUCACACAGUCCGACCGGCUUUCAAUGCUUUCCCAGGAAAUUCAGACCCUUAAGCGAUCUAGUAUGAGCAGUUAUGAAGAGAGAGUGAAAAAGCUCUCAGAGUCUGAAUUAAAUGAACUCCUGGAAGAAAUCGAGACCGCCAUUAAGGAUUACUCUGAAGAGCUGGUGCAGCAGUUGGCACUGCGAGAUGAAUUGGAGUUUGAGAAGGAAGUGAAAAACAGCUUCAUUUCUGUUCUUAUUGAAGUGCAAAACAAACAGAAAGAGCACAAAGAAACAGCCAAAAAGAAGAAGAAGCUCAAAAACAGCAGCUCUCAGAAUGGCAAGCACGAGAGGAGUCAUAUGCCUGGCACACGCUUCAGCAUGGAAGGGAUCUCAAAUGUCAUUCAGAAUGGCCUCCGCCACACCUUUGGAAAUUCAGGUGGAGAGAAACAGUACUUGACAACAGUCAUUCCUUAUGAGAAAAAAAAUGGACCACCAUCUGUUGAAGAUCUUCAAAUAUUAACAAAAAUUCUUCAUGCCAUGAAGGAGGAUAGUGAAAAAGUCCCAGGCUUGUUAACUGACUAUAUACUGAAAGUUAUUCAGGCAACAGAUUUGCAAAGCAUCACAAAAUGCAUCUUGAUCAAUCUUGAUCAAAUUUUGAGACUGUUCUUCUGGGAAGCAGUACCCAUCUCUUCUGCUCCUCCUGCUCGGGACCCAACUCCUGUCAGCAAGCUCAGUUCUCUCUCCGCUGUACUUGCCUCUGACAAGCUGUUUGUGUUCGUGUGCUGUGGUUUGUCUUGUGCGGACUGGGUGGACAAAGAGUCCGACUCCAGUGGCACAUCUGUAGUCUGA